Aplysia californica (California sea hare) is the source of this 9840-nucleotide messenger RNA. Its product is annotated as phosphatidylinositol polyphosphate 5-phosphatase type IV. Bases 183 to 2912 code for a protein of 909 amino acids. Gene Ontology annotation, molecular function: phosphatase activity. The transcript is spliced from 12 exons. Gene Ontology annotation, biological process: phosphatidylinositol dephosphorylation. The record is from RefSeq and is a predicted model, not a curated record. Lineage: Eukaryota; Metazoa; Mollusca; Gastropoda; Aplysiida; Aplysiidae.
AACACACAAUCAAGAAGGGAUCAGACAAGCUGUCCUCUAUGUGUGUAUUCCUCCUUGUGUUACCGGCAUUACCCCUCUUCAAAACACGAUAAGCAUAUCACUUUCAUCACAGCUGAUCACAUAAUUGAUUAUGUGUUUCCUGCAUCAUUUUCGUUGGGGUCUGACAUAACUACCGUCCAGCCAUGCAAGAUUUUGAAAGUGCAAUGGAAACAGAUGAGCUAACAGCUAAACCAGCUACCCCACGACCCCGCCAGAAGAAGAAAAGUACAUUAGCAAAGUUGAAGGAAAGGAAACAGAGAGAGCAAAAUUCCAAUCCAUCUGUGCAGAAUUUGGAAAUUCAAGAUGAAUUUGCUUCUGAUCCUAGAACCGCUGAUGGGAUGGUCAAAGACAAUGGGGAAAUGCACUCAGCUAGUAAUGAGAGGGUGAGUUUUCCGGUUGAGAAAAAUGUGGUGCCGAGAAAUGGAACCAAGCCCCGACCAAAACCGAGAAGUCGAGCGGUCUCGUCAGAGUCAAGUAUGGACAAUGUGGAACAUAGCAAAGCUGGGGGUGUCUUUGACACUGAUGAGAAAGACAGAAGGAGAGAAAGACGUUUGGAAAGGAAGGGCUCGUCUACUUCAAUGUCUGAUGCGUCCACGAUUCAGCGGUUGAAAAACCUGAAGAUGGGAGGAGAGCACUCGGACUCUGUGGAGUCUACCAUCAGUCAAAGUGGGUUUGUGCCCAAACCGCCAAUUACCCCUCGAACCCCUCGAACCACCCCCCGAACCCCCCGCGGCUACGUCAUGCUGUCCAAAGGGGAAAAACGCAAUAGAGAGCCAGGCUUAUCAGGAGAUGAGCCCGAAGUGGAAGAGAAAAAGAAAAACUCAUCUAGUCCUCUAAAUCAAAAUAGUACUGUGAAAAGCAGUAAUUCGUCUAAUGUAGACUUAGACAUUUAUUCUGUGUGUUUAUCACCUGGUGCUGUAAAUUCUUCUAAUAAUAGUGUAGACGGUAAUUUUGAAGCAUCUCAGAUCUCUUCUGAACAGGGAGGGAAAUCUCAGAGACUUUUAAAGCGUAGAAAUUCCAAAGAAGCCUUAAGAAUGAAAGGGUCUGGCGUAUCUCCGAGUGAAAAAGACAAUGCCGACUGUGGCAAACCUCCCAUUAGCCGUAGUGCCAAUAGUGUAAACAGUGACAGGUCAAGUUCUCACCGAACUGAUGGCGACAGUAAUGCUGCUGUAGGUGGUUUUCACACCAGCCCUUCUGACUUGUCUCCAUACACUUCUCCAAGGGAUAAAUACCUGAAGACAAGGAGCAGAAGCAAAAGUCCUUCUUCCACCGUCCAGCGACAAUCAUCACGGAGAUCAAGCUGUGAUCGAAAACUCUCCCCAACUACAAGCAAACCGUCAUCAGAAACAGAUUAUGAGUCCCGCGACAACUCACAAACGACUCACGCUUCACGUUUUGGCCAGAUUCUCCUGGCCGACCCCGAGGGCAGCAACAAAAGCACACAGGUCAUAUUCUCCUCGGAGAACCCACACACCGUGCGCUCCAUCGCAACUCCUCCAUCGUCUGCUCGGUUAGAACCAAUCAACUCCAAAUCUCAGCCCCCACCCAUGACAGAUGAGUUUUGUUCUCACAGUAUGAGGACCACCUAUAGAAUUGACCCCAACGCGCGGCCAGCCACAGGCUCCUGUAGAGGUGCAGCAGACAAGUCGGACUCGGGCACACCCAGCACGGCUGAUCGCCUGUCCCAGAAGUCCUUUGCGUCUACCAGCGUGUUGCCUGUCAUCACCACCAAGGAAGCAAGGUCUAGGAGUUACCUGGAGGGCAGCAUUAGCGAGGGCACCACGUCUCUUCUCAGUGCGGAGGAGCUGGACCGUUAUUUCCCAGAACGGAAAGUGCACGUGUUGGUGGGCACCUGGAACAUGAAUGAACUCAAGGAUGUGGUGUCAUCUUUAGACGACUUCAUUCUUCCAGAGAAAUGUGACUAUGUUCAAGACAUAUAUGCCAUAGGAACCCAAGAAAAUGCCAUGAACAAGAAAGAAUGGGAGGUGCGUCUACAAGAGACGUUAGGCCCGUCCCAUGUCAUGUUCCACUCGGUCACUCUGGGCUCGCUGCACCUAGUGGUCUACGUACGCCGGGACCUCAUCUGGUUCUGCUCCACCCCGGAGGACAACGUGAUCUCUCUCAGAGCGAUGACCAUGGUCAAGACAAAGGGAGCCAUUGGCAUCUGCUUUACUUUGUUUGGCACCUCUUACCUGUUCAUCAACUGUCAUCUCACCUCUGACAGAGACAAUGACAAUUCGAGAAAGAAAAACCGCCUGGGAGAUUACUGCAAGGUCAUCCAGGAGAUGAAGUUCCCCAAGUCCAUGUGCAACUCGCUCGCAGCCAAAAAAACAGCUGACGUGACUGCCAUGUUUGACUGUGUUUUCUGGUUUGGGGAUCUGAACUUUCGCAUCGAGCGAAAACGCCACGCAGUGGAGGGAAAAGUUCAUCAAAUCACUGCCGAGGAAUUUCCCAAUUUUGAAACAUUGCUGGGUGGAGACCAGCUGCAUAAAUAUAUGACAGAAGGAAAGAUCUUUGCAGGAUUUCAGGAAGGUCGGAUCAACUUCCACCCGACGUUCAAGUUUGACGUGAACCACGACACAUACGACAGUAGCUCCAAGAACAGAGUCCCUUCUUACACAGAUCGCGUCAUGUUUCGCUGCAAAAAGAAAAAUGAUGUCACAUGUUUGCACUAUGAUGCUGUGAUGGCCAUCAAGAUCUCUGACCACCGUCCAGUCUAUGGUCAGUACGAAACUGGAGUCCGACCGGGCAAAGAUGACACGGUCUACUCGGCCGGUCACUUUGACAGAGCCGUUUACAUGGAAGCCAACAAGCGCCGCGCGGCCAGCCAGCCCGUGAGCAAACGCGUGAGUUCUGUUUGUUCUCUUCAAUGACCACAGUUGGCGGGUCGGAAGGUGGGAGCAAAGGGCGCUAACUCGCACACCAUCCUCCUUCACCAUCUCUUGCUUCCGAUUGAGUCCCAAUAUCUUCUAACCGACUCCCUCCCUACGAUUUUAAAUGUCUGACGGCUUUUUAGUUUUUAAAAAUUAGUUUUCUGUAGCUAUUGAAACACAGAGGUUUUUCGUGUAAAUUUUUUAUUUUUGUUUUUGUUUGGUUCAGGAUGGUGUCGUUUUGUUCGUAGAUAGAAAAACUAAUUUUCUCCCUCGGGGGCUCAUGUUGAACAUAUUCAAUGACUUUGUAGCCAACUAGACGUUUUCCUGUGUUUUCUUCUGCCUCUAGUAACUUCACACUUUUCUCUGCUUGUCGUAGAAGGUUUUCAGGUUUUAUCUCGACGGAACAAUAAAACUUCAUUCAUGACAAGUAAUAAAUAUGUUUUAUACAAACAUGUUUUGGUUUUUUUCUUAUACUGGUUACAGGCCACAAUUGGCUUGAUAGAAUGUUUAUUGUUUUUAUUGGCUGUUUUUGUUUUGUUUUUUGGAGCCUUUGUUUUUUUCUUGUCUUUUAUUACAGUCAAUGGGAUGCUUGUAGUUGUGUGUCAUUAGUUUUGAAAUAUUUAUACAUAAAAGUAAGCAACCAUUUUGUGUUUGGACAUAAUAACAGAGUUUGAGUGUUCAGAUAACUUGCUGGAGGUGGGGUCCCAGUGUCUAUGGUAUAAUGGUCAGGUUCUUUGCUGUUGCACUUAAAAGGUGGGGGUUCAACUCUCGAGUGGGAAAGUUUUUUUUUUUUAUAGUGUAUUUUAAUCUGUUUGCUGAGAUUUUGUAUUUGGGGGGAGGGGGGGGAUUGUUCUCUAACUGUGAGUAUCCAAAGUGUUGUUUGAGGGUCAGUUACUUGAUGGACAUUCCAGCAUGGGUCCUGUCUAUGACUGGACUGAGUGGAAAGGGAGUUUAAACUAACCACAAUCCUUUUAUAAGAGGUAAAGAUGUUUUUCUGUUGCCUUGAAUUUGUGUUUUGCUUAACGGCUGUCCAUUUAUUUUUGCUAUUGCAAGAAUAGUUUUGCAUUUGAAAAUGCAUAACGUGUUUUGCAGAUUUGACAAAUGGCAUUUUUGUUUAGUGUUUUUGGAGUUAUGGAGAGUGUUUUGAUUUUGUCGCUUUAAUUCUCUGUACAUACAGAAUAAUUUAUUGAGUGAGUAACAAAGUAACAGCUUUGAGCUAACAAACAAAUGAUGCUUGUUGUAGCAUGAGCCAAGUGAAUGGUUUGGCAAGUGGUUUUUGAGGUGGAUGAUUUAGCAGUUUUAAAGUUUGUAUAUAAUGUUCUGUUUUCAGACAAAUUUCUUUUGCCAUUUUUAAAGAUCUUGGUAUGGUAUAUGUGGAAGUGUUGUUAUUUGUUUUUGGUUGCAUCUCGGUUGCUUUUGACAUUUCUUCAUGGUUUUCAGAAAUUUGUUUCUCCUUCAUUUUCAUUCUUUCUUUGUUUUCAUCCUUCUGUUCUUGAUUCUUCCUUUCUGGAAUCAAGGAAGGACUUAUUUGUAUUACACAUCUUUCUAUUGACACAAUUAGUCUGUGACACUACCUGUAACUUUUACCUAGAGAAACCCUAUUGAGGGCUACAUGUCUGUAAAACCAAGAAAAACUUUUUUGAAGGCAACAACCUCACUGAAAUUUUUUGAGAGAAAGAGAUGUUGAAGGCCAUAUAUAUAGAUUAGAGGGUCAAAUUAACAUGAAAUGUAAGCAUGCCAGUUGUUCAUUUGUAGCUAGAAAAAAAAAUCAUCUGAAAACAUUUUUGUGGAUGGCUUAAAGACACGGAUGCCCUCCAAAACAAACCAAGCUGUUAAAACGAAUUGGCCUUAAUUUUUAUUCCUAGGUAGAUAAUUUCUCAUGUGUUCCCUUCUGUGGAGUAUUUCUUGUCCAGUACUUUUCGUCUAGAACUUUUGUUUCCCCCUAUUCUCUUAAAACUCUGGUAAUAAUUUCAGCUGUUUGACUGGAAAAGCUGAUUUUUUUCCUUGUAAAUUCUUUCUAGGAAUCCCAAUGUCCUUUUGAAACACAUAGAUCUAGUAUGAGAUUGUGAAAUACUUCGAUCUAUUACAAGGUUGCUCAUAGCAAAGUUCUUCACUUUUGAGAAUAUUGUUUGAAAAUCUUCAAGGUUGUUGGAAAGUGUUUUAUGUUUUAUAAGUGACCUUUAAAAUGUCCUUUAGGGUUUCAAACAAGAAACAUUUAGAGAUACACUCUCAAGAGAGAGAGAGUAUGUUUGUGUGUGUAUGUGUGUGUGUGUGUGCGCGCGCGUGCAGGUACUUGUGCUAGAUAUGAUAAUUAUAUUAUAGAAUUUUUCAAAUCUAGUCAUUCAUAGACUAGACAAGAGAAAAAAGUUACAAAAGAAUGCCUGCUGGAGUAAUGCCCAAGAAAGGUAAUCUCACCUAGAAAAAGUUUGGAUAACAUGUUUUGUGAUUUUUACUAGGGGACAUUUGACUUUAUAUUGAUGGUUCUAGUAAAGAUACAGCAAUAAAAUAGAUACUGCUGCUCAUCCUCUUAACUUUUUUUUUUCAUUUAUCUCAUUCAUAUAUUCGUUAAAACAGCUGCCCGUUCUUUGUAAAACUGGUACCAUGAGCCCAGUGAAUAACUUUUGUGUCAAAGUUUUGUUUCUGUAAAUAGUUGUCACUUUUAAAAAAGUGAAUUAACUCUUUCUAGCCAUAUCAUUUAGAGGCCUAUAAUCGAUUACAUGAGGCUAAUGUACAUAUACAGUGGGUGAAACUUCUGUGUAAAACUGAAUGUGUCAUGUGUAAGGGUAAAGUGUGUUUGUGAACCUACUUGUAAGACAGAGAGAAACUAUUUAGCUAUUGUGUUGUUCCAGGUAUGCUGGUUUGUUUGUGUAGGUUACUGGAAAACUGGAUUGUCAUUUUUCUGGGUAUUAUUUUACUUUCACUACCGUCUCGUGCCUAGGUAUUAUUGUGUAGCACUUCUUGGGGGUUCAUUUUCAUAUGUUUUCGCACUAAUUUCGACUUCAUAUAUCCAUCGCAAAUUGAUAGAUUUUGAAAAAUGUGAUAGUUUUUACUGGAACUAUAAAUUACAUUAAGCCUAAUUUCUUUGUAAUAUUUCAUGCGGAUUUUUUUUUAUCUGAGGGUUUCCGGUGGCAUACCCCUUGUAUUUCCCUAUAAUUUGAUGUUUUGCAUGCAGAGUUGAGAUUAUCUGGAAAAUAAUUGAUUUUCAGCGGUUUUAUUGAUCAUAAGUAUGUUCUUCAGCCAAGAAUACGGUGGUGUAGCCCCCAAAAGCAGUGCAUCUGUGUGCAGGAGUGGAAGUAAAACUUAACCUUUUUCUGUGUUGUAACUUUUCUUGCCAUAUUGCUUCUCCCAUGUCUUUUUCAUACAGUUUGGGUUUUUUCCUCUUUUCUUAUUGGUUUUGAUUUGUUAUUCUGUUUUUAAAAAUUUCUCUCUUUUGAAUACCUGUGGAUAGCCCCAGCAUAUUCUUGUAGAUACGUAGAAGUAGUAGAACACCUCUGUUAAUACUUUUCUUUUUAUUCUAGAUUUAGUGCUCCAGUUUUAUGGGCAUUUCUGUUGUGACCUAAUUGUGUCUCCAAUAUAUAGAAUAUGUGUUCAAAUCUUAAGUGACAUGUUUGGAAGAGGAAAAUGUAGUGUGUUCUAAUAUAUAUAUAGAUUGAUAGAUAGAUAGAUAGAUCAAAGGACAUUUGGGACUCACAAUAUUGAAUAUUAGGUUGGGUUGUUUUUUUCUCUGCACACCACAACAUGCAUCAUUAACAGUAUUGUUUGUAGAUAUAAUAAUAGUUCAAUGAGCACAUGAUUACAUGUGUUGGGUUGUGUUUCAUAAGGUCACUGGCAUUGGGCUUUCGUACUAUUCUAUAUUUGUGUAGAGCACAGUACAGUGUGCCGAUCUACUCCUUCAUCUGUUGUGUGUGACGGAAUGUUAAGCUGGUAACAUCAAAAAGAAGGCGCAAUGCUGCCGUGUGCAGCUCAAAUUUCAGUUACUAAGAGGUCGAUGUGAAAAGACUUUUGAAAAGGAAAAUUUGCUGCAAGCGUGGAAAUCCCAACUGUACUCUGUCAACAGUCAUUGUUACCAGUUCGUUUUCAUUCUAAUCGUGCCAUUUUUAUCUUUGCCUGUGUGAAUUUCUUGACAUAUUCUACAUUUUAAGUGAGAGAGAUUACUUGAGACUACUAAACUACACACUUUUUGUUAAAAGCAAGAGGAAAAAUGAAAGUUGUUUUGAACAAUUUUGACUUAUCUAAAAUAUGACUGCCUAGUUUGUUUAUAAAGGCCCAGUAGCUCCCCACCAAAUUACUACUUGUCGUAGUGCAGAUGGAAUUACAUGUGUAUUUCUGAUUUUCUACAAUUAUAGCUGUCUGAUCUAUUUAUAGAGUAGCGAUACUCACAAUCAGACACCUGGGAUAUUGGGUGGCUUGGUUUUAAAUUUCACCCGUUGUCUGUAACGUUGAUUUGCUGACGUGCCAUUGUUGACUUCUUGUAGGCAUGACAGUAUACUGUUUUUAUGUUACUUUUGUCUACAUCAUGAUCUUUGUAGAAACACUUGUGGAGUGUCAUUUUAUGUUUGAUAUUUUUCUAAUGGCUUUUCUUUUUUUUUUUUCUUUCAUUUUCAUCUUUUGAGUUUUGCUUGCAUGCCUGUCCUUUCUUAUUUUUCUAGAGUAAACUGCGGUCAAAAUGAGGCUAAGUCGCAGGUAUUGCCAUCGUGUGUGGAAGAGGAAAUGGGCUCUCUUGUCUACCAACAGUGCGUGAUGGGGCAACUUCCUGUCGCGACCUCGCCACUUGUCACACGUGUGCACCACGCAACCUAGUGGUGGAGCUUUUUGACUCUACUUUGCUCUGAAGGAUCCAAUUUGUUUUUAUUGUUAAUGUUUGUUCCAAAAUACGCAGUAGUUGAUUAUAUUUGUUGAAAUCUGUUGUAAAACAAAUGUAUUCAAGAUUUUCAACCUGUAGGUUUCUAUGAUCCUCUCACUUUUUUGGUUUGUAUAAAAUGCAGAUCUGAUUUGAAAUUUACAAUGUAUAAAACUAUUCUGAAGUAUGUAUUGAUAUGACACAUUCAUGCUUUUGUUUAUGAGUGUGAAAAUAUGGAUGUUAGAUGAAGAAAGAAUUUAGGAGUGUUGAUCUAAAAGCGUAAAACUAUUUCAAAAUAUUUAUGCAUUCAGUUUUUGCAUUUAAUUUUCAUUAGUGAGCUUAAAAAUAUUGAUGUAUGAAGGAGGAAAAGUUAUAUGAAUGUGUGUGUGCGUGCGCGCGUGCUUGCGUGCGUGUGUGCGUGCGUGCAUGUAUGCGUAACUGGUGUAGAAAGGAAAGGAAGUAGGGAGGUAUAAAUCUGCUGUUGUCAUGUAGUAUGUCGUCCAUGACUCAAACAAGAUUUGUGUGACUGCUGUGAUAUGUACAUUAUUUUUUAGUUCCUUGAUUUUUUAUACAUGAUGUAAACGAUAAUGAUAUAUCAUGACAGUUAGUUUGACUGAACGUGUGUUUUAACUCAACCUCUGUUUGUGACAUAUUUUCUGAGACCCCUUCCCUGUUCUGUUCAGCUCUCCUUCACCUUCUGCAGCAAUUCCUGUUCGAAAAGAUUCCCCAGAAGUAUGCAAAUAAUUAACACAGAGCCCAGUUGUUUUAAUAGCUUGAUAUGAACAUAUUUCCUCACUCUGAACUCUAUUCUCAGAGGUGUGUUGGGAAACAAAACGUCAAAAUUCAGUCCUCCCAGUUUCACGUUUUCCCACCCAGCAAUUACUCGUAGUUUUUCUUUGGAACGAUUAUAUUUUUGUGAUUAAUAGCCCAAUUUAUAUCAAUGUACUUGUGGUAUUGAAAUGAAGGGAAUUUAAUGAUGACAUCGAAAACUGUUCCAGUUUGAUAAAAUUCUGUCUACAUCUUAUUUUGAUUGCCGCUGAUGCAUAUUUUAAAAUAAAACUCUUUUAAUCUCUGAUGUAUGCUCCUUUUUGGUGGCAAUGUUUAAAAUUUGGAACAAUAAUAAACUUGUGGCUUUAUUUUAUUGUGUUCAUAAUCUCAUAGUAGGGAGUUAAUUAUUUUUGAUUUUAUAAGCUGAUAGCUGAACAUCUUAUGGCUCCGCAUCUUAUAGCCGUUAUAAUUGUUAACAUUUUACAAGACUAUAACUGAAUAUCUUAUGAGCCAUGAAUCAUUAUGAAUACAAUAUGAGCUGAUAGGCAAAUGCCCCAGCUUGUAUUGUGUGCAAAUACUCUAGAGUUAUUUAUGCUAUUUGUUAUUGUUGAUAUUACCAUAAUAUUGAAUUAUAGUGCUUUAAGCCUGCCUCUAGCCCAAAGUGAAAAAUCAAAGCCAUUUAUGUAUUUAUCAUUGUAUAUAUGUGUCUGUACAGGUGUUUGGUACGUAAAUAUUUCUGUUUAUGUGUUUGGUAGUUGUGUUGAUGUUGGAAUAUAAAAAGAACUAACUUGAUCUACUCUAUUGUAAUUCUCACUAAAAAUCUUUUUCUGAGUGAAGAGAAAUUCAUCAACACAGAAACAGCUGCAGUAUUUAGUGCUGGCGUAAACAAGGCAACCUGAAAAAAAAAAGAGAGAAAGAAAAGAAUCAAGAGCUCUAACAGUGGUGCCCUCCAACUACCCACUCACGGUACAUUUAUAGAAGAGAAAUUUUUUAAUUAACUUUGGAUGUUUUGUUUAAGGUAGAAGUCAUGUAAACUUAGGAGUUUACCACGUCUGUGGUAUAGUGGUAAGGUGAAUGGGUGUGGCACUCAAAAGACUUGAGUUCUAUUCCCAAGUGGGGAAAUUUUUUAUCAAGUAUCUACGCUGUGUCUGUUAGGAUGUAAUAUCCCUCUCAACCAGGGUUGGAAGCAGCCUGCCUCCAGAAUGAUCGGAAAAGUGUUGAUGGGGGUGUAAAAGAUUUACAGUUUCACUUCUAAGAGUUUUGGUCACUGAAUGGACACAGAAAUUUGGUCAGUCUAUAAUAUGUGUGUGGAGAGAGAGA